Messenger RNA from Colletotrichum godetiae, 1618 nucleotides. Its product is annotated as arginase family-domain-containing protein. The transcript has 9 exons. The coding region runs from base 135 to 1289 and encodes 384 amino acids. Lineage: Eukaryota; Fungi; Ascomycota; Sordariomycetes; Glomerellales; Glomerellaceae. The record is from RefSeq and is a predicted model, not a curated record. Gene Ontology annotation, molecular function: agmatinase activity; metal ion binding.
ACAUGCUUCUGUUCAAACGGCAAGCAAUGCUCUAUUUGCUCCUCUGAGAAAACAAGAAAGAUCUCAAUCUUCUUGCUUGAAAGCCAAUUUACAACAAGUCAGAAAUUUGAAGAAACUGCCUUUCUUGAUGAAAGAUGUAUACUUUGUCAUUGCUGCAUGUUUCCCUCCUCAUCCUUCACAUUCAUGGCGGGACUAGUUGGAAGGUCCCCCACCAAGCAUUUGACAACCUCCAGUUACCUCAUGGUCAUCAAGUGCCACUGGGCAUGGAUAACGAUGAUGAUAUAAAUAUCUACGGCGCUACAUCAUUUGCCGGUCUGAGAACGUUUGCCAACUUGCCCUUUGUAGACUGCUUCUCUGAUGAGCAUGCAGAGGGUCAUAAGUAUGACAUUGCGGUCUUUGGCGCGUCCCACGACACAACUACCACUGGCCGUCCUGGAGCUCGGUUUGGUCCGCCUGCCAUUCGAAGCGGGAGUCAGAGAAAGUCGCCCGGGGAAUGGAGCGUGUACACAGGAAGAAACCCUUUGCAAGACUGGGCGACCGUCGUAGACUGUGGCGAUGCCCGUCUGACUUGGCUGGAUAACAUGGCUUCGCUAAAGCUUCUGGACAAAGCCCACACCGUCAUUUCGGGCAGGCCGGCAGCGAACUCGUCGGUGUCAAACACGCCGAGGAUACUCACGCUCGGAGGAGAUCACACCACGACGCUGUCUGCCUUACGGUCGACCUACCAGAGAUGGGGCCCCGUGUCUGUCAUUCACUUUGAUAGUCACAUCGACACCUGGGAUCCCUUAGUCUUGGGUGGUGGGAUAUCCGACUACGCGGGUCUUAACCAUGGGACAUUCCUUCAUAUCGCCCACGAAGAGCAUCUGAUCUUGAACACCUCAAUUCACGCGGGAAUCAGAGCCCCUUUGAUCCGACGAAAGGGUGAUUUGCGCAACGACGUCCGAUGUGGUUUCGAGAUUGUCACAGCACGCGAUUUGGACAAGCUCGGGGCCCACGGUGUCAUCUCGAAGCUCAAAGAGCGAGUCGGAGACUCUCGAGUCUAUAUCAGUGUUGAUAUAGACGUACUUGAUCCGGCCUUUGCACCCGCAACUGGUACUGCUGAGCCGGGUGGCUGGUCUACAAGGGAGCUUCUGACCAUCCUCGAUGGCCUCGAGGGCCUCUCUGUUGUGGGUGCCGACGUAGUCGAAGUCGCGCCUGCCUACGAUAAUAACGGGGAGACGACUGUGCUCGCCGCGGCCGAGGUCGCGUAUUCGUUGAUCGAUCUUAUGGUCCUAAAGCCUGUCCAGUAAACGCUGGUUGCUGGUAGAAACAGCUUUGGUAAAGUGAGACGAGGCACUCGGCUUGUUGCAAGAUACUGGUCCGAGUCUGGCGGCCAGCUCAGGGAAGGCACGGUGGGGAUGAUCCUUAAAAGGGAAGCUACGUCGUAUGCGGGCCAAAGUGACCGAUCAAUAUCAUACAUCUGACUGUGUAAGGGGCUUCGAAUAGCUAAGCUUUAACUGUGUAUAUGCUGCGUUCAUUGUGAGAAGGACUCGAUGACUUGGGAACAAUCAAACAAUGCCUUUGAAGAUGUUCUGCAGCUUGUGUUGAGUCUUUACCGCCGGUGAAAAAAGAAAUAGGC